Molecule: messenger RNA, 1133 nt
Organism: Gymnodraco acuticeps
Lineage: Eukaryota; Metazoa; Chordata; Actinopteri; Perciformes; Bathydraconidae
Gene: hoxd11a
Product: homeobox D11a
Biological process (GO): anatomical structure development; regulation of transcription by RNA polymerase II
Cellular component (GO): nucleus
Molecular function (GO): DNA-binding transcription factor activity, RNA polymerase II-specific; RNA polymerase II cis-regulatory region sequence-specific DNA binding
Source: RefSeq, a predicted model, not a curated record
UCGAUCAAGAUGUAUUGCAGGCCUGCCUGCGUUUCCGAUUUCUUCUCCCUGGCGGGGUCUAACCAGGCGCCUGUGGUGCUGUAGAUGAACAAAGUUUAACACAGUCAAGCUGCCAAUUCCUCUCCUCUGUUGCAAAGAGGAAAGGGGGGAAGAAGAGAUAUGACGGAAUACGAUGAUCGCAGCUGUGCGUCAAAUAUGUAUUUACCGAGCUGUACUUAUUAUGUUUCGUCGCCCGAUUUUACAUCAGUCUCCUCCUUUUUACCGCAGACUACUUCGUGUCAGAUAAAUUUCCCUUAUUCUUCCAACAUAGCCCAAAUCCAACCUGUCCGAGAAGUCGCUUUCAGGGAUUAUGGACUGGACCAUCCGAGCAAAUGGCACUACAGGGGCAAUUACGCGUCUUACUACUCGACAGACGAGAUAAUGCACCGGGACUUGAUCCAGUCCUCGGGCAGCAGGGCGGAUGUGUUUUCAAAAAACGACUCCUUGUACGGCCACCACGGGGGCACCAGCUCGCCGUGUAAUUUCUUCAACGGUGUCGGCCGUACCGGGGUUCUCCCCCAGGUCUUCGACCAGUUUUUGGAAACUGCUAAAACGGACAAGCCCAACGCGGAGCUGCCUGGACAAAAGACAGACUCUGCUGCUGCUGCUGCUGCUGCUGCUGAAGAUGCUGCGAAUAACAAUCAGGAUCUAACCAAACUGGAGCAGGACAAAGCUGAGCAAAGCGCUGACGAGGACUCAUCCUCCAACUGCGGCGACAAGCACAACCAACAGAGUUCAUCAACCAAGUCCAGAAAGAAGAGGUGUCCUUACACCAAAUACCAGCUCCGAGAACUUGAACGAGAGUUUUUCUUCAACGUGUACAUUAACAAAGAGAAGCGGCUCCAGCUGUCCAGGAUGUUAAACCUGUCCGAUCGGCAGGUGAAGAUUUGGUUUCAGAACAGAAGAAUGAAAGAGAAAAAGCUCAAUCGCGACCGCCUACAGUAUUUUACUGGGAAUCCCUUAUUCUGAUACCUGACACACACACACACACACACACACACACACACACACACACACACACACACACACACACACACACACACACACACACACACACACACACACACACACACACACACACACACACACACACA